AUGAUGGUUGAGAGCGGGUUUACACCGUUGAUUCUGGCCGCAACGGGUGGUCAUGCAAACGUUGUGGAACUGCUUCUGAACGCUGGCGCUAACAUCGAAGCACAAUCCGAGCGAACCAAGGACACAGCGUUGUCGUUGGCGUGUUCUGGAGGACGAAAAGAGGUGGUGGACUUGCUGAUCAAACGUGGUGCAAAUAAAGAACAUCGAAACGUUAGCGAUUAUACACCAUUGUCACUGGCUGCGUCCGGUGGUUAUGUGGACAUUAUUGUGAUGCUUUUGAAUGCUGGUGCGGAGAUCAACUCUCGAACUGGUUCGAAGUUGGGCAUAUCGCCACUGAUGCUGGCUGCAAUGAACGGACAUGCGCCUGCAACAAAACUGCUCUUGGAGAGAGGAUCUGACAUAAACGCGCAUAUUGAAACGAAUCGAAAUACUGCGUUGACUUUGGCGUGUUUUCAAGGAAGAACUGAGGUGGUUCGAUUGUUACUCGAAUAUAAUGCCAAUGUGGAGCAUCGAGCAAAGACUGGUCUCACACCCUUAAUGGAAGCCGCCAAUGGUGGAUAUGUGGAUGUGGGCGAGUUAUUGUUAAGAGCUGGAGCCGAUCCGAACACAUCACCGGUUCCGACGAGUCGAGAUACUGCACUGACGAUUGCCGCCGAUAAGGGUCAUCAUAAAUUUGUGGAGAUGCUCAUUCACGCGGGUGCUCAG
Messenger RNA from Anisakis simplex (herring worm), 705 nucleotides. The record is from the annotation of a GenBank genome assembly. Lineage: Eukaryota; Metazoa; Nematoda; Chromadorea; Rhabditida; Anisakidae.